UUCAUCAGGAUCAAUCAGAUGCUUCGUUGAUCUCAACGGAAGACGUAACCGAAGAUGAGCUCAGCUCAGCUCAGCUCGCCAGUCGUAAGGAGGCGAUUGAGUGCGAUGAGUUCGAAGUAUUCCAUAAAUUUAGUUCCCCCGUGCUUUCUAUAUGAACGCGGCGACGGGAGAAAGAACUGCCCGCCAACAUUAUUGGAACCGCCGCCCCUUCCCCCCUCUUUCCGAGUUGCACGAUCUGUCCCCCCUUCUGCAGCGCCCCGUGCGAUGGCGAACACCUCCCAGGAUGAGGAGGACGGACCCGCCGGAUCGCCGGAGGCGGAGCAGCGCGCGAUCCCCCCACUCCCAUUUGCUCCGCUUCCACGGCGGUCGCGCCUCUCCGGGUCCGGACUGCUCGCUUCACCAUUCCCCGUCGGCAACUGCACCAGUUUCCGCACCAUACGAUCCUCCAACCUCCCCUUGGCCGGCGGACCCGAUGGUGUCGGAAUGAUGGCUCCCGCGGGCGAUCGACACGGCCGGGCGGCCAGUGAGCGGCCGCCCUCCCCUCAGGAGGAGUCCUUCCCGCAGCGUAAGCGAUCGACGAGGAUCAAGAACUUGAAAGACAGGGAAGGAGGGGUCGAUAGGCCGCUUUCCUCUUCUGCGCCGGCGGAGGCCGUCAGGCCAUGGAAUCUGAGGACCCGGAGGCCGGCGGAUAAUGCACCGGCUGAGAACGGGCCGUAUCGGUUCCCUUCCUUGGCUUCCGUGUCUCCUUCGCCUUUUGCAGCGGAGAAGAGCUGCUCCGGGAAGGAGAUGGUGGGGGCGGGAUCGGAUGCAUCCAAGAAGGGUAAGGGUGGCAGAUUCACGAUGUCGUUGUCGCGAGAGGAAAUCGCAGAAGACUUUUGGAAGAUAAAGGGGACGAAGCCCCCUCGGAGGCCGAAGAAGAGGCCUAGAAACGUCCAGCGACAGAUCGAGGAUAUAUUUCCUUCGUCAUGGAUGUUGGUGGUGGCUCCAGAACGCUACAAAGUUAAUAAGAAGUUAGUGAGUUCGACGACAAAGGGCUACGCUGCUCGGAGUAGUUUAUGAUUUCGAAAUAUAGUAUUUCCUGUGUUCCUGUGGCAUGGUUAAUUUGGUUUCUAGUAUUUUCUAUUGUGUGAACAAGAGGCUUGUUUAGAUGGUUGUUAAAUCUUGAUUAGAUUGUUGGAUCUUCCAUUUAGAUUUAGAAGAGUUUUCAAUUAAAGGCAUGACGUAAUAAUUGAGAUUUAUAAAGCUUAUCUACCUUUUUCUUUUAUCAUUAAUUGUGUGUUUUGUGUCAAAAUGAACUCAAGUUUUGAUCUUCUUACCCUGGAAGG
Molecule: messenger RNA, 1325 nt
Organism: Musa acuminata AAA Group (dessert banana)
Lineage: Eukaryota; Viridiplantae; Streptophyta; Magnoliopsida; Zingiberales; Musaceae
Exons: 3
Coding region: 55-1059 (334 amino acids)
Source: RefSeq, a predicted model, not a curated record